Messenger RNA from Prosopis cineraria, 740 nucleotides. RefSeq names its product trypsin inhibitor DE-3-like. The transcript has a single exon. The coding region runs from base 39 to 644 and encodes 201 amino acids. Gene Ontology annotation, molecular function: endopeptidase inhibitor activity. Lineage: Eukaryota; Viridiplantae; Streptophyta; Magnoliopsida; Fabales; Fabaceae. The record is from RefSeq and is a predicted model, not a curated record.
ACACAACACAUCCCCAGAAACACAAUCUCAACAGUAUAAUGAAGCCUGUCUUGUUUUCCCUCUUCGUUCUCCUUGCCUUCUCCUCCUCUUCAGCCACAUCCAAGUUUGUCCUUGACAGUGAGGGCAACGAGCUUAUCAAUGGUGGCACAUACUACAUCCUUCCACAUAUCUGGGCUUUAGGUGGUGGCUUAAGGCUCGCCAAGACCGGAAACGAAACUUGCCCUCUUAGUGUUGUGCAGUCACCCUUUGAAGUCGACAAUGGCUUUCCUUGGACAAUUAGGUCCCCAUUAAAAAUUAGAAUCCUCCCAUUGGACUCUAAUGUUGACUUCUUCUCAGUUAAGGGAAAAGUACCUUCCUGUGUUCCUAUACCGUCGGUGUGGACUAUGGUUGAAGAAGAUGGGCUGAAGUCUGUGAAAAUCGCCGAGUAUGAGAAAGCUCAGGAGGGUUGGUUCAGGAUUCAACAAUAUACUAGUAUCGCGUACAAGAUUGUGUUCUGUCCCAUUAAUGGUGAUUCUUGUAGAGAUCUUGGCAUUUCCAGAGGCAAUGAUGGAAAAUCGCUUUUAGUUAUCACUAAUGACACCCCUCUUUAUGUUGUGUUCAUCAAAGCUGAAUCAUCUGAUGCACGGAGAGCCUCUAUUAUGUGAAGUGUAAUCGACUAUGAAUAAGUAAUGUGCAGGGUUACGCUUGUAGUAAUUUCCUUGCACUUUGUGAUAAUUAUAUAAAAUUACGCUUCAAGUGUG